Syngnathoides biaculeatus (alligator pipefish) is the source of this 4752-nucleotide messenger RNA. RefSeq names its product ubiquitination factor E4B, UFD2 homolog (S. cerevisiae) (gene ube4b). Bases 313 to 4419 code for a protein of 1368 amino acids. Gene Ontology annotation, cellular component: cytoplasm; nucleus; ubiquitin ligase complex. Gene Ontology annotation, molecular function: ubiquitin-ubiquitin ligase activity. Gene Ontology annotation, biological process: protein polyubiquitination. The transcript is spliced from 29 exons. Lineage: Eukaryota; Metazoa; Chordata; Actinopteri; Syngnathiformes; Syngnathidae. The record is from RefSeq and is a predicted model, not a curated record.
CACGUGACAAAAAAAAUUAGAACCAAAAUGGCCGCUGUUAUAUUUUGACGUGUAAUAGUAGCUACUUUUCUUUUUGUUUCGCUCCUGGCCUGACAGAAAAGCCAAGCCAGCGGGAGACUUAUUGGACAAGCUGUCCGUUACCAGUCCUCGCGCAGUCGUCUCCUCAUUUUCAUCUCCGAGACAAUCAAGCCUGACACAUAUUAAACGAGUUGGACUAUGCAUAUCUAAUUGAGUGAGGCUAGCUAGCAGGCUCUGGCUGGCACACAGUGCAGUAGUUCAAAUUGAGAUCACUGGUUAAACUUUCACCUUUUGAUGGAGGAAUUGAGUGCAGAUGAGAUUCGCAGAAGGCGAUUGGCUCGGCUGGCAGGGGGACAGACCUCACAGCCCAACACCCCUCUCAGCACUCCACUGACAUCCCCACAGAGAGAAACUCCACCGGGACCCCUUCCUGGACCCUCAGGUGUAACAUCUCAGCCCUUGCCACCAGCUGCCUCUCAAUCAUUGGGGCUCAAUGCUCACAGCAGUACUCCUGCCACAUCCCCGAUUGGGACCACUGGUGUGGCUUAUGGCAGUCAAAGUAGUGAAGGUGUGAGCUCCCUUUCCAGCUCUCCCUCCAACAGCCUUGAGACUCAGUCCCAGAGUUUGUCUCGAUCCCAGAGCAUGGACAUCGACACAACUACUUGUGAAAAGAGCAUGUCCCAAGUGGAUGUGGAUUCUGGGAUUGAGAACAUGGAGGUGGAAGACAGUGACCGCAGGGAGAAAAGAAACCUGACUGAAAGAGAAACCUCCACAAACUCAGAUGUCACAGAGGACCAGGCUCUGCAGCUCAUAUGUAAGAUCCUUCGUGUGUCAUGGAAGGAGCAGCAUAGAGAUGUCAUUUUCCUCCCUUCACUGGCUGCUGAAUUCCAGCGUAACCCUAAAGAUGUUUACUCUGAUUUCAAAGACCUAAUCAGCCAGAUCCUGAUGGAGGUCCUCAUGAUGUCCACCCAGUCGCCUGUCCAUAAUCCUUUUGCCAGCUUGACCGCCACGUCGCAGCCGAUUGCAGCAGCCAAAUCUCCCGACAGACACUUGACAUUGAUAGAGCCCUCGAGCCAAGGUGGAAGCCCCAUGGGUCCCAAUGCAGGGUCCUUUGGAGCCAGCUCCCUGUCAAGCCUGUAUGCGUGUGGUAGUCCUUCCUCAAUUACCAUGGAGGCAGACAAGAGGACCUCAACAAAUAUUCCCACUUCCACCACUUCCUCUGUACCUUCCACUCUGUCUACACCCCAGUUCAUUGUUCCACCCAGCCCACCUACUGCCACUGCUUCCCUGAGACAGUCUCUCAACCCUCCUUCUGCCCCCAUGCCCAUCUCCCUUCGCUAUCGCCCUUACUCUGUCUCAUCUCCCUGGGGAACUCUGUCCCCAUCCAGCCCAGGACAUAGAGCAUUUAGCUUCUUUUCAGCUUCUCCCAGCCCGGCAGCCCCCACUGUGCCUCCGAAUACACCAGUUCCUCUGCCAACACCUAGCUCCCUGUCCCUCUUCUUGAGUUCGCCCCCUACGCUUCUGCCUUCUCCCAGAACACAUGCCCGACAGACUGCCUUUGUGUCAAGGAUCCCACCUUCUAGCCCCUUGUCCCUCCUGUUUGGCCUUUCUGACAUAUCUCAGGACAGCAGCGAUGAAGAGUCUGAGGAGGAGGAGGAUUUUGCGCGGGUUCAGUUUGGGUCCAGUCAUGGUGCAUGUGGAGGGUCAGUGUCUUGUGAUCCGGCAUGCGACCGCUUCACUAUUGAAGCAUGCAAGGAGACAGAGAUGCUGAACUACCUCAUUGAGCGCUUUGAGAGUGUUGGCAUGGAGGAGAGGAAAGCUCCUAAGAUGUGUAACCAACCAAAUGUCAGCCAGCUUCUGAGCAACAUUCGCUCUCAGUGUAUCUCUCACGUUGCCCUGGUCUUGCAAGGCUCUCUGACCCAACCCCGGAGCCCUCUCCAGCAUUCUCUGCUGGUACCUUAUAUGUUGUGCCGGAACCUCCCAUAUGGCUUUAUUCCGGAACUGGUGCGCAUUACCCACCAGGAAGAAGAAGUAUUCAGACAGAUCUUCAUUCCUAUUCUCCAUGGGCUGGCUCUUGCAAUGAAAGAAUGUUCCUUUGACAGCGACAACUAUAAAUUCCCCCUUAUGGCAUUAGCUGAGCUCUGUGAAAUCAAGUUUGGAAAGACUCAUCCUGUGUGUAGUUUGGUAACAUCACUUCCUCUGUGGUGUCCCAAACCUUUGAGCCCAGGAUGUGGCAGAGAGAUCCAGAGGCUAUCCUACCUUGGUGCUUUCUUCAGCCUCUCUGUGUUUUCUGAGGAUGAUACCAAAGUAGGAGACAAGUACUUCUCUGGUCCAGCUAUCACCAUGGAGAACACGAGAGUCGUCAGCCAAUCCUUGCAGCACUACCUAGAGUCUUCAAGGGGUGACCUGUUUAAAAUUCUUCACAACAUCCUACUCAAUGGAGAGACGCGGGAUUUAGCCCUAAAUUACAUGGCAGCUUUAGUCAAUUAUAAUGUGAAGAAAGCUCAGAUGCAGACUGAUGACAAGCUGGUGUCGACAGACGGUUUCAUGCUCAACUUCCUGACAGUGCUGCAGCAACUCAGCAUGAAAAUCAAGUUGGAGACUGUGGAUCCCUUCUUCAUUUUCCAUCCCCGUUGUCGCCUUGUCGUCAGCCCUGAGGAGACCCGGCUGAAGGCCACAAUGGAGGAGCUCAAGAGCUGGAUAUCUGAGCUACACGAAGAUCCAACUAAAUUCUCUGAGCCCAAGUUCCCUACAGAGUGUUUCUUUUUGACCCUGCAUACGCACCAUUUGUCUAUCUUGCCUGGCUGCAGGCGCUACAUCCGCAGGUUGCGGGCAAUUCGUGAACUUAACAGGACUGUUGAGGAGCUGAAAAACAGUGAAGCCCAAUGGAAGGAUUCUCCCCUGGCCAAUCGCCACAGAGAAAUGCUAAAGCGCUGCAAAACCCAGCUCAAGAAACUGGUUCGAGCCAAAGCUUGCGCUGACGUGGGCCUUCUGGAUGAGAAUCUGCUCCGCAGAUGUCUGCAGUUCUACAGUACUGUCAUUCAGUUCAUUCUCCGAAUGGUGGACCCUGCUUACCCAAACAUUACCCUGCCAUUGAACCCUGAGAUUCCCAAAAGUUUUGCUGUGCUCCCCGAGUUCUAUAUUGAAGAUGUAGCUGAGUUUUUACUUUUCGUUGUGCAGUAUUCUCCCCAAGUUUUAUAUGAGCCUUGUGUUCAAGACAUAGUCACCUUUUUAGUGGUGUUCAUCUGCAGUCAGAACUACAUCAGGAAUCCAUACCUUAUUGCUAAGUUGGUAGAAGUCCUGUUUGUCACCAACCCUGCUGUGCAGCUUCGCACUCAGCGCUUUUCAGAAAUGAUGGAGAACCACCCAUUGUCCAUCAAACAGCUGGUGCCUGCCCUUAUGAAAUUCUACACUGAUGUUGAGCAUACUGGUGCCACCAGCGAGUUCUAUGAUAAGUUCACAAUAAGGUACCAUAUCAGCACUAUCUUUAAAAGUCUGUGGAAAAACAUUGCCCACCAUGGCACCUUCACGGAGGAGUUUAACGCCGGCAAACAGUUUGUCCGCUACAUCAACAUGUUAAUCAAUGACACCACCUUCCUGUUAGACGAAAGUCUUGAGUCUCUGAAGCGUAUUCAUGAGAUUCAAGAAGAAAUGAAGAAUAAGGAACAGUGGGAUCAGCUGCCCAGGGACCAGCAGCAGAGCCGUCAGUCCCAGCUGACUCAGGAUGAGCGGGUCUCUCGCUCCUAUCUGGCCCUGGCCACAGAGACAGUUGAAAUGUUUCACAUCCUCACCAAGAAGGUCCAGAAACCUUUCCUCAGGCCUGAGCUGGGCCCACGUUUAGCUGCCAUGCUGAACUUUAACCUCCAGCAGCUCUGUGGCCCCAAGUGCCGGGACCUGAAGGUGGAGAAUCCUGAGAAAUAUGGCUUUGAACCCAAAAAGCUCUUAGACCAACUAACAGACAUCUACCUGCAACUAGACUGUGCCCGAUUUGCUAAGGCAAUAGCAGAUGACCAGCGGUCGUACAGCCGAGAGCUCUUUGAGGAGGUAAUCUCAAAAAUGAGGAAGGCUGGCAUCAAGUCCUCAAUUGCCAUUGAAAAAUUCAGGCUGCUAUCAGAAAAAGUGGAGGAAAUAGUGGCCAAGAACUCCCAGUCGGAAAUGGACUACAGUGACGCACCUGAUGAGUUCAAAGACCCUUUGAUGGACACACUGAUGACCGACCCUGUGAUGCUGCCCUCGGGGAACAUCAUGGACCGAUCCAUCAUCCUUCGCCACCUGCUCAACUCUCCCACCGAUCCCUUCAACCGGCAGCCACUCACUGAGAGCAUGCUGGAGUCAAUUCCUGAACUGAAGGAGAGGAUCCAUGCUUGGAUGAGAGAGAAACAGGGAGGACGACCAAUCUAAAGACUUGUCAACACCGCCCUGCCCUGCUCUCUGUAAUGAAGACAUCUUGCCCAAAUCGCCUGAAUUCAGUGUCAUCGCUCCCAACAAUAACAAACAACAUGAUUUUAAUUCUUGCCCUCCACAGGCAACUACAAUAAUACUCAAAACACAUCAUCAUAAAGUUAUUAAUUACCUUUUUUGUUUGGUUUGGGUAUUUGUGUAUACUAUAUGUAUAUCCAAAUAUAUACAUUAUUUAACAGUUAGGGUGUCUCUCAGGCUGCUCAAAACAGUCUCCGUCACACACAGGUUUAACACAGAACUGCAUAAAAAGACUUCAUUAAAUAUUUUCCUUUA